AUAUGGUUGUUAUUUGGAUGCGUAAAACUUGAAGCGUCACUGGAGAGGUGUCUCUCUCUCCCGCCAUUGAAGUAGCUAUCUAUCGUUCUGAGAAUGAAAAUACACGCAUUUUGUGUCUCCGCUUUUGCUUCUACGUUUUCUCCUUUUCCUAACCCUAAGGGUGCACUUUUGCAAGAUUGGAAACUUCGGAAGCAUGCGCUGAGCUUGAGGCUCACGCCAUUUCCUUGGAAUUCAAGUUGCAGAAAGAGGAGGAGAACUUUCAUAUGUGCAGCCAAUCAAGAAGCUGAGGAUGCUUUUAAGAAGACAGUUGAAAUUGAUAGGCUCAUAGAUACACUCAGAGAAGCUAAUCCUCGCGAACUUCAGCAACUUGUUGUUGAAAACAUUCUUGCUUUCAAUCCUAGCUUUUGGGUUCGACUUGCGGCAAGGACUGAUACUUGCAAGUCUGAGGAUGAUAAAAAAGAUUAUGAAGAAUUGGCUGCAUCGGUCAUGAGUUUGGUGGAUUGUGUGGUGCAUAAGACUAAUGAGAAGAUAGAGUCUUCCACGGAUGUAUUGAAGGGAGUACUAAAACCUGUGAUUGACGAGGAAGGAGAGAUUCCAUGGCCUCCUAGAGAUCCUCAUGCUGUAACAUUGAUGGAAAAGGAAAUAAGUCAAAGGGAACAAGAAGGACAACUGGAUGAAGGCUUCCUCGCUGAAGUUAAUGCACAGCUACGACAAGCAAAGGAAGAUGGUGAUAAGCCUGGGCUCGAGGCUAUGUUGCAAAAGGUGUUGCAGCUCUAUGCUUCCAAAGUUCUCUCAAAACGUACUUAUGCCAUUAAAGGGAAGGAAGUGUUAAAGGACGAGCAGUUCCUUGAAACCAUAAUCCAAGCUCCUGAGCAGGAAUGGAACAAUAUUUUGAUCAAUGGAUUGACAAUUGGUGCGGGCAAUAUUUCAGCAGAGGAGCUCUUCGCUGUCUUAAAGAAACGAAUUGAACGCGUUUUGAUUCGAACGGAGGGAGGCUCUUACCGACAGCGCAUUCUGACAGAGUACCUGAGAGGCAUUGAAAAAAGAACAGAGGAGAUUGUUCAAGCGCUUCAGGGGAAACCACAAUAGCAUUUUCUUCGAACCUGAAAAUGGCUUGGCAGUUAGAAUGUCAUAAACCAAAGUAAUGUUCUGCAUGAGGCUGGAAGUGGUUUAUUAUUUGUGAAGCAGAUCAAGCUGAUACAAUGAGCUGGAGAAAUAUAAUCACAUAUCUUCAAUCAGUAGCAGUACUCACGGAUCGGAAGAUUGGCUUUCAGAAUAGUAUCUGUCGACUUUCAUAUUCAGGUAGCAAGUUAAGUAAUAUCUCCUGGAAGAAAAUAUACAUAUUUAUUGUAAUAUUGGAAUCUGGCAAAAUUAUUUUAAAAAAUAAAUAUAAUCAUUUGUGGUUUAAAUUUUGUUAAUGUUUUAUUUUUAGUUCGUUUUUGUUUCUAUAACCUUAGGCACUUGCAUCUGGUUAUUUAUUCUCAACCUGAAGAUAUGCACCUAGAGUGAGUUGCAAUUCUUUUUUGAGACAAUGAAAUUUGAAACAUUAAUAUAUAACA
This is a messenger RNA of Vigna radiata var. radiata (mung bean), 1559 nucleotides long. RefSeq lists its product as uncharacterized. Lineage: Eukaryota; Viridiplantae; Streptophyta; Magnoliopsida; Fabales; Fabaceae. The record is from RefSeq and is a predicted model, not a curated record. The coding region runs from base 94 to 1089 and encodes 331 amino acids. The transcript has 11 exons.